Ictalurus punctatus (channel catfish) is the source of this 1371-nucleotide messenger RNA. RefSeq names its product leucine carboxyl methyltransferase 1 (gene lcmt1). The record is from RefSeq and is marked provisional. Gene Ontology annotation, cellular component: cytosol. Gene Ontology annotation, molecular function: protein C-terminal leucine carboxyl O-methyltransferase activity. Gene Ontology annotation, biological process: C-terminal protein methylation. Lineage: Eukaryota; Metazoa; Chordata; Actinopteri; Siluriformes; Ictaluridae.
AGUCGUGAGGGAUGUAGAUUUGCAGCGAACGCUAAGAAAAUAUUGUAUUUUUUAAAAUCUGCAUAUCAGCUUGCAAUCGUUUUCGGUUAAAUAUUGAAGAACACGUUAAUGUAACCUUCGACACGAUUUAAGUGAAAAGUAAUCUCAAAUCUGUAGUUUAAAGCUUUGUGUUGUUGCAUGAGUAUAAACUGUACAGUAUGUGUGUAGUGGCGUGUGGUUUUCACAUGUAAAAAGAAGCAAUAAUUCUGAUUCAUACCUUUGAUUUAGUAAGUGUUCAUGGCGUCCAAAGCGCCUUUCACUGACUCUGACACCGCUGAUGAAGCUGUCAGAGCAACAUGCGACGAUGCGUCGAUAUGCAAAAGGUAUGCAACAAGCAAAGGAUACUGGAACGACCCUUACAUACAGUAUUUUGUGCGUCAGACAGGUGAACGCAAGGCACCUGAGAUUAACAGAGGUUAUUAUGCCCGUGUCCAUGGAGUGAACCAUCUGCUUUAUGCAUUUCUUAAAAAGACUCAGUGUGACUGCCAGGUGGUGAGUCUUGGAGCUGGACUGGACACCACUUUCUGGACACUGAAGGCUGAGAACACUUUGCCGAAAAAGUACUUUGAAGUUGACUUCCCUAUGAUUGUUGCCAGGAAGAUACACCAUAUCAAGACAAAACCUCCUCUGUCAAAGCCCUUGAUUGAGACCCAUUCAGCUGAUUCACUCCUAUUAGAUGGCCACAACCUGGACUCAGACAGAUACUGUAUCAUCAGUGCUGAUCUCAGAGACCUCUCAGGCUUAGAGGAAAAACUCAGAAAAUUCAACAUAAAUACAGAAUUGCCAACACUCUUUGUUUCUGAAUGUGUGCUGGUGUACAUGACCCCAGAGCAGUCCUCCAAACUGGUGCACUGGGCUGCACACACCUUCCACACUGCCAUGUUUAUCAACUAUGAACAGGUGAACAUGGCUGACCGCUUUGGGCAGAUCAUGAUUGAAAAUCUGCAGAGACGACAGUGUAAUCUGGCUGGAGUGGAUGUGUGCCAGUCCUUGGAUUCUCAGAAGGAACGCUUCCUGUCUACAGGAUGGGAGAGUGUGAACGCACUGGACAUGAUGGCAGUCUAUAGCCUGCUUCCUCAGGAAGACGUAAGCAGGAUUGAACGACUGGAGUUUUUAGAUGAGAAAGAGCUACUCCAGCAGCUUCUUCAGCACUAUAGUAUCUGCUGGGCAGUAAAGGACACACUCAAUCUAGGCAUUUCACAAAUUGGCUUUUGAGUUUAACUGUGACCUGGUUGGGAGGACUACAAGUCUUGCGCCAAGGUCAACAUGAAUUGGAGGAAGUCAUUUCAGCUUAUUUUCCCUUUGUGACGUCAAUAAAAAAGAUGAGACCAC